Exserohilum turcica Et28A is the source of this 1773-nucleotide messenger RNA. RefSeq lists its product as uncharacterized. Gene Ontology annotation, cellular component: membrane. The transcript is spliced from 4 exons. Lineage: Eukaryota; Fungi; Ascomycota; Dothideomycetes; Pleosporales; Pleosporaceae. The coding region runs from base 19 to 1323 and encodes 434 amino acids. The record is from RefSeq and is a predicted model, not a curated record. Gene Ontology annotation, molecular function: acyltransferase activity, transferring groups other than amino-acyl groups. Gene Ontology annotation, biological process: polysaccharide biosynthetic process.
GCGACGCCAACUGGAUAGAUGGCCCUUCGAGGAGUAGCCUCCUUUAUGGUCGUCUGCGGCCAUCUCUGCACCGCAUUCGUCCCGUGGCUACACCGGCCAGCCGCCGAUCCCAAGACCGCGCCCCAUCUGUUCCAGCUGCCCUUCUUCCGCCUUGCCGUCGGAGGCCGCAGCGCCGUCGCUCUCUUCUUCCUCGUCACCGGCUACGUCAACUCCAUCGGCCCCAUUUCCAAAUCCCGCGCUGGCAACUACGAUGCCGCCUUCCACGCCAUUGCGCGCAGCGCUCUGGCCCGCUCCGGACGACUGAUUCUGCCCACCAUGAUUGCCACCAUCAUCAGCUGGUUCAUGGCCCAGACAAACGCAUACCACAUGACCAAGCACGUCGAUGCGCAGUGGAUACGCCAGGGCUGGCACCGACAGGAGCCGUCCCUGUGGAUGGCCCUUACUUCGCUUUUCAAAGCCCAAGUCGAGACGUGGACAAUCGGCUGGGACGAGUACGACGGCACACAAUGGACACUGCAUCUGUUUCUCCAGGGCGCUUUUCUCGUAUACACAACCAUGCUUGCUACAGUCCUCGUCAGGCCCAAGGCGCGUUUUAUCAUCUACGCAGUCAUGUACGCCUACUUCUGGCAAGUAGGCAAGGAAAUCACCGUGGGUUCCAUCGAGGGCUUGAACAUUGUCACGGGCAUGUUUGUUGCCGAGUUGCAUAACCACUACAAGGAUUCCGCUACGUCGGUUCUUCCCGCUCCCAUUCCUGCCAUUAUGAUUGUCUGUGGCAUGUUCAUGGCCGGAUUUCCCCAGGAAGCAUUUGGAAAUGCGCGCUGGUCGGACACCAUGUCCAAAAUCAUGCUCAGCCUUACAGCCGAAAAGACGGAUAUCCGACGUUACUGGGACCACCUUGGAGCCGCCACGGUUUUGCUUGGAAUCUUCUUCUCGAGAAACGCACGCAAAUUGCUCACCUCGCCCGUCUUCAACUUCCUUGGUCGUGUCAGUUUCCCUGUCUACCUCAUCCACAACACAUUCAUCAAGACUGUCUUGACCUGGAUGAUCUACCUACCCUCGGCCAUGAACCCGCCCGUAAACGAAAAGGGAGAACAACAGGAUCUUCAGCGCGGAUCCGUUCCCCAUAUUCUCAUUGCCAUUGCCGUCUUCUACUACAUACUGUACCGCUCAGCAUCAUUAUGGGUCAGGUACAUAGAUCCGGUUUGCGCAAACAUUGUCAACGCAGCAACAAAAUGGGCAACCGGCGAGCCCCAACCAAAGGACAUCCGGCCAAUUCUUGGAAACGGAUCAACAGCCGAUAAAACGACUGUCCUUCCAUCAUGAAUUGCGCCUGUUUAGCCUCUGCACCCUUGCUGUGGUUUGCCCUUAUUCUUACAUUUCAUGUGUAUUCUUGUGCUCUUCUGGUCUGCAUACACUGCUUGGCUGACGCCCUCUUGAUUCCCUAUACCUCCUUCUUCUUUGAUAACCGGUCUUGUUUGGGUUUUUUCCUUGUGUCUUUUCUUCUUCAUUCUUCAAUGAUAGCGAAAAAUCUCUCUCUUUCUCUCUCAAGUCAAUGUUGCAACUACGCACCGGAUAAGCGAGUUCAAGACACCCUUUUUUCUAUUUCUUUGUCUUCAUUUUUUUUCUGCUUCAUGGUUGGAAGUUGCAAAAAUAACAUUGCAUAUUGGAGCGUUGUCUCAAUUUUUGGACGAACGUUAUGUAUCAGUAUGGGGAAGGGGGAGGCUCAGCAGGGUGAGAUAUAUAUAUAUAUACCAAGGCUGAUGAGGUGGUGGU